Messenger RNA from Stegodyphus dumicola, 814 nucleotides. RefSeq lists its product as uncharacterized. The record is from RefSeq and is a predicted model, not a curated record. Lineage: Eukaryota; Metazoa; Arthropoda; Arachnida; Araneae; Eresidae.
UCUGAAGAUGAAAGUGAAACAAUGGGCCGUUUUCUUUGCAUUGCUUUUGAGUUUUGAAUAUAUUGAGAUGUCUCUAGCUUUUGUAGCAAGUAAUUCAACUCGGGAUAAUGAAUUGGUCCACUACAGACACAAGCGCAAAGGAAACUGUCAGCCGACAGAAGAACUGAUUAAGGUCAUUGGUGAUUGUUUGAGCGAUGUCGCUGAAAAGCUCGACGAUUCGUUCGACUUGUCUGAUGAAACUGUUGACAGUCUACAAUUGACCAGUGGCUCUGCAGCAGGAUUUAAUAACUUCAAACUAGAAGGAACUCCGAAAUGCACAUGCGAGAAAAACUCUGUGAUUAUCAGAUUAGAAAUAAACUUCCUGAGAAUCACAAUUACAUACACGCUGUCACUCCUUGAAGGUCUUUUAGGCGGCCUCCUUGGAAAUCUUGGAACUAGUCUUACAAGACUCUUGGGGGAUGUUGUAAAUCUAGUCUUAAACAUUCUCGCAUUAAAUGUUAGGGUGUUAAUACAAUUGCGGCAAGUAUUUUUGCCUGGAACAACCUGCGAGGUAAUCGGCUUUGAAGUGGUAAAAGUAACCAAACUUGAACUCCUGGGCUUGGAUUUAACUUUUGUUGCCAACUUACUGCAAGGAAUUCUAACGCCAGUUUUAACUCUGGUCCUGCGACUAGUCUUGACAGGUCCUAUACAGGCUAUCUUUGUGGAAGAGAUACAAAAGAUCAUCAUAACUAAGAGCAUGAUUCGCUGUUCUUAAGGAAAUGUUUAGUUAUCCAUUGUAUUUUAAAUUACAUUUUAUUGAAUAUACAGCAUCAAU